AAAAGAUCUUAAGACUACAUAAACCUAUAUAAAUAAAAAAUACUUAGAAAAAACCUGAGUAUUUUUCGUAUCGUAGUUUAUAUUAAUUGAAAAUGUUACACUAUUUAUUUGUAUUAUAUAUUUCGUUCAAAUUUAGCAGUGGUCUUGAUGUGUUUGGAUCCACUUGUGUUACGCCGCCUCUGUUAUGUCCAAAUGAAAACAUAACUUUUUGGUUAUAUACACGGAAAACCGCAAAUACUCCCACGGAAAUCAAAACAAAAGAUAUAGAAUCGAUACGCUCUGCUCCGUGGGUGAAGGACGCUCCAAUCAAAAUUCUAAUCCAUGGUUACACGGGACAUAGAGACUUCUCUCCAAACACGGAGAUACGACCAGCAUACCUCGAUUGCUGUGACUACAACAUCAUAUCUAUAGACUACAACCCCCUAGCCUUAGAGCCAUGCUAUAUGCAAGCUGCCACCAAUACAGAGCUGGUAGGUAUGUGCACAGCCCUCCUGAUUGAUGAGCUGGUGAAUGAAGGCUUCAGACUAGAAGACAUUCAUGUUAUAGGGUUUAGUCUUGGUGGGCAGGCAGCCGGGUUUAUAGCUAAUUUUAUACAGUCAGGUCGAAUUGAGAAAAUAACAGCACUCGACCCAGCCUUACCACUGUUUGUGACACUGGACAAAGACAAGAAAAUAGAUGCGGGCGAUGCUAAAUUCGUGGAUGUACUUCAUACGAACUCGUUACAAAAAGGAAAAUUGGAACGCUGUGGUCAUUUAGAUACCUUUGCUAAUAAUGGCAUUGAACAACCGGGUUGUUCGUCCACUGAAAAUUAUACGAAAUCCGGUUGUAGUCACUCCCGAGCUCCAUUGUAUUACGCGGAGUCUAUAACAACGAAGACAGGCUUCUACGCGUCAAAAUGCCAUUCAUGGUUUUCAUAUAUCCUGGGUUUGUGCCACAUUGGCACAGGAGAACAGAUACUUGUUGGUGAAUAUGUUUCCAAAAAUGCAUCUGGUGUAUAUUUCUUUACUACGAACUCAGAAUCGCCGUAUGCACGUGGACCAUCCAAUUCUACAAACUAUUCCGAUGUUUACGACGACUCUUAUGAGAACAACACAUUACUUUCAUUGUUGUCUAACACUUUAUUUGGAUGACACACGAUAUAAUACCUCAAAUAAUUAGUUACUUUAUGUACAGGAAUAGAAAUUUAGCUAGAAUUAUUUUAAAAUUGCUAAACAUUUUACAGAAAUUUCAUUUCAAAAAUCGUCGCUUUAUAGAUAAUUUUUUUACUAGUCGAACGUUUCCAAGAUUGUAAUAAGUAUAAACUACGCGGUUUUUUUUUUUAUAGAACAGGGGGCAAAGGUUUAAAAGUGUUAUUACAAAAUGGCCGCUAUGAAAAGUAAAAAUUUAAUUAUUUUAUUUUUUCUUGAUGGUAACCAAAGAUAACGAACCAAAGCUCGAUGUAACUUUUAUUAUUAAACAUUACAUUUUU
Molecule: messenger RNA, 1468 nt
Organism: Pieris rapae (cabbage white)
Lineage: Eukaryota; Metazoa; Arthropoda; Insecta; Lepidoptera; Pieridae
Product: pancreatic triacylglycerol lipase-like
Exons: 7
Coding region: 93-1130 (345 amino acids)
Biological process (GO): lipid metabolic process
Molecular function (GO): lipase activity
Source: RefSeq, a predicted model, not a curated record